AUGGAUAAAGAACAACAGUAUCAAGCAUCCGAUGGUCAAUGGUCUUCACCACAAGUGCAAACCCAGAACCAGCAGACAUAUACCCAACAACCACCUAUGAAACCUACUCCACAAACGAUCUACGUAGAUGGAAAACAACCACCACAACAACAACAGGCCGACGCUGGCAAAAGGACCAAAUUCGGCAUGUGCUGUGGGACGACAUCAGCUUUAGGAAUGGGGGCGUGUUACUACUGA
Molecule: messenger RNA, 237 nt
Organism: Kwoniella botswanensis
Lineage: Eukaryota; Fungi; Basidiomycota; Tremellomycetes; Tremellales; Cryptococcaceae
Exons: 4
Coding region: 1-237 (78 amino acids)
Source: RefSeq, a predicted model, not a curated record